Messenger RNA from Trichoderma aggressivum f. europaeum, 306 nucleotides. RefSeq lists its product as uncharacterized. The transcript has 3 exons. Bases 1 to 306 code for a protein of 101 amino acids. Lineage: Eukaryota; Fungi; Ascomycota; Sordariomycetes; Hypocreales; Hypocreaceae. The record is from RefSeq and is a predicted model, not a curated record.
AUGUCUUUCUCAGCUUCAGCACAAAACUUUUGGCUAGAGGACGGCCACAUCCUCGUUGCCAACGUUGCAGAUGAAGAGGGAAACUGGCAAGAAUCCCGUAUUGACCUCGACAACUUCAUUGGCAAUGAAGAUGGUUGGUUCAUGUGGGAUGGCGUCAACUUUUCCGCCUCUGCCAAUGAGAUCCGGCUAGAGGGCAGCCUUUUAACCGCCGAGCUGCCAAUGCGAGAUGGAGGAUACCGUGAACGCCAGGGUAUUCAACUGGAUGAUCGAAUUGCCAACAUCAACGGCCGAUUGGAGUUUAACUGA